This is a messenger RNA of Pecten maximus, 2039 nucleotides long. Its product is annotated as alpha-(1,3)-fucosyltransferase C-like. Gene Ontology annotation, cellular component: membrane. NCBI's taxonomy places the organism in Eukaryota, Metazoa, Mollusca, Bivalvia, Pectinida, Pectinidae. Gene Ontology annotation, molecular function: alpha-(1->3)-fucosyltransferase activity. The record is from RefSeq and is a predicted model, not a curated record. The coding region runs from base 318 to 1436 and encodes 372 amino acids. The transcript is spliced from 2 exons.
UGUGUGUUUUGGGAGGCUGUGGUAUGUUACCUGAAUUUUUUAAUAACAUAAUUUGUAUACAUAGAUGCACCAAGUCACAGAUUAGCUUCAUGUGAGUAUUAUAUAACAUCAACAAAUCUAGGCGGGUAAUUGUAAGAUUGAUUACAAACUACAAAUCAUUAAUAGAUUACCAGAUGAUUCAAAAAUGUUUCCUGAGAAAUUGUUGUAUGACUUAUCAAAAUAUAGUAAUCAUAAUGUGUUUUGUGGUAGACAGGUAAACUUCACAUCAAUUAGCUUCUACCUGAGUCAUCGGUCAGGUGUGGCCCCACUCUACUGUUAUGCAAGAAUGCCAGACCAGCCAAGUGUCCGGAUAUAAAGCCCAGGGUGCAGCCUUAUUUGCAGUGUGCAUCGUGAUGAUGUAUUUGCUCGCAACAUUGAUUCAAGUCCAACCUAUCGGAUGGCCUCGAUACCAUAAGAACUUGGAUCAACCGUCCUUUCUGGCGAAGUCAAUUCCUGAAAUGUUACAUGUUCUAUACUACAACCAGCCUGAAUGGGUGAUUGGGAAGGAGUUCGACGGUUGCCAAUACCCAUGUAAAAUGAUCUCUGGAUCAGUAAAUUUUUCCUCUGCAAGGUUCGUUAUUUUCCAUGGACCACGACUAAAUUCUAGAAAACCACCAAAGAAGUCACCUGGUCAGAUUUGGAUUAUGCAUGGUAUGGAGUCCCCGAAUCAUUAUCAUAGUGAUUUAUCACAAUGGACUCAUUUGUUUAAUUGGACAUUUACGUAUAGAAGAGAUUCCGAUGUUUUAUCACUUUAUUCAGGAUUCGAACAUACUUCACUGAAUACGACUACAUCUGCCGUGUGGAAAACGAAAGACAGGUUGUCAGCCUGGAUGGCUUCUAACUGUAGAACCCCAGGAAAACGAGAACAAUACAUACAGCUUCUCCGUAAAUCUACUGAUGUCCACGUGUACGGUGGCUGUGGAACAUAUAGAUGUGCACGAUCCAAAGAAAAUAGCUGUAUGGGAAUCCUUCGAAAGCAUUAUCGGUAUUAUUUGGCAUUUGAAAAUACUUUGUGUGUAGAUUAUAUAACAGAAAAGGGAUUUAAAACAUACAGUUUUUCUCCAUCAACAAUCCCGGUGAUGAGAGGUGGAUCAAAUUAUUCCCUCUUCUUUCCACCAGGUUCAUACAUUGAUACAAAAGACUUUGAAAGCGCCUUCACAUUAGGAAAAACUCUCAACAUGACCGCAAACGUAAUGAAAAAUACGAAAAUUGAGCGGUUUUUUUCAUGGACAAAAUCUUAUUCCAUAACCCCAAAUAUAAUGAGUCAUUUGACUUGGUGCACUUUAUGCGAACGUAUUCAUCAUUCUGAGAGCCACAAACGUUUAUAUUCAAAUAUAAAAAACUGGUUAAAUGACAAUUUAAGAUCGGGAUGUGAAUCUCCCAGCGACUUGAAGUAACUAUUUAUAUAUUUGUUUUAUUACAUAUCAAAAUUAUUCAAUUUCAAUAACUUAAUUAUAUUUCUGAUGUUGAUAUAAACCCGACAGUCAGUGACCAGCUUUUCUUUGAAACUUCACUUUUUGAAAUUAAAGGACUGUCUCCAUAAUAUGCAUCACAUGAAUAAAAUAAUAGAAAUAUAUUAGAAAGUAAACUGAAAGAAAAAAUAAUUAGAACAACAUUACACUGACAGAAUCAUAUGAUUUUGAUCAUAUAUUCUUGAACUUGAAAAUAAAAAAAAUCGAAAAUAUUAAGAAAGAAACAUUUAAUAGAAAUAUGAUUAACAAAUAAGAUCAAUAGCAAAUUGAGUGGAAGAGGAAAAAAAGAUCAUAAACUUCUUCUGCAGUAAAAUACCGAAAACCAUAUAGAGACUUGAAACAAAUAAUUAAACAAAUCACUCAAAAUAAUAAAAUAGUGAAAGAAAUUGAACUAGUUUAUAAAGAUCUUAAGAACCAUAAAAACAAUGAAGAUGCAAACCUAAUUUUCUAAAUGAUGAUGAAUUAAAUACAUGUAUAUGGUAAAACUCACUUGUGUCGAACACGCUAGAUUACAUCGGUUGAGUCGAA